AUGUCGUCCUCCGGAGCUCCCCCCGCCGGAGAUCUCCCCCUCGGCCCAGUCCGAAGGCACAUCACCACCCACGAUGCCAACGGCCGCGCUGUCUACUCGGACGCCUUCCCCGUUGAGGUGACGCCCGACCCGCUGCCCAACAUGUUCUUUCACACCUGCUUCACUACCUCGGAGUCGCCCGUCACCAUGGACGACGAAAAGGACCUGGCCGCCUACGCCCCGCACCACCCCCGUAUGCCGACCCUGCACCUGCCCUCGGGCUCCGUCCUGCGCGUCGUCGACUUCGGCCCCGGCACCGGCCCCAUGAUGCACCGCACCGAGUCCUGCGACUACGGCAUCGUGCUGAAGGGCGAGGUCGAGUGCCACCUCGACGACGGCGCCGUGCGCACCCUCGGCGAGGGCGAGAUCAUGAUCCAGCGCGGCACCAUGCACGGCUGGAAGAACGCCACGGACAGCUGGGCCCGCGUCGUCUUCUGCCUGCAGCCCGCCGAGCCUGUGAGGGUCGCUGGCCAGGUCAUGGAGGACGACAUCCCCUUCAUGAAGGUCUCGGCGGAUAGGCAGGCCGACUUUGAAAAGUUCAAGGCCGAGGAGGCCAAGAAGAAGGCCGAGGGCAAGUAA
Messenger RNA from Colletotrichum higginsianum IMI 349063, 618 nucleotides. Its product is annotated as cupin domain-containing protein. The transcript has a single exon. Bases 1 to 618 code for a protein of 205 amino acids. The record is from RefSeq and is a predicted model, not a curated record. Lineage: Eukaryota; Fungi; Ascomycota; Sordariomycetes; Glomerellales; Glomerellaceae.